UGCUUCGAAUGUUCGCCAAAGAACUGUUGCUAGGUAACCAGGGCACAUCGUUCCAUUGCGACCUUGAAACAAGACGGAGGAGGUUGUGGAAGUUGUCAUCAGAGUUUGAGGAGGGAUUUUGUAAGAAUAUGGGUGACGCCGAGAAGGGAAAGAAGACGUUUGUCCAGAAGUGCGCGCAGUGCCACACGGUGGAGGCGGGCGGCAAGCACAAAGUGGGGCCCAACUUGCACGGCGUGUUCGGGCGGAAGACUGGCCAGGGCGCGGGGUUCGCCUACACGGAUGCCAACAAGAACAAAGGUAUAAUCUGGAAUGAGGAGACUCUGGAUGUCUACCUGACCAACCCUAAGAAGUACAUCCCGGGCACCAAGAUGGUGUUUGCAGGCCUCAAGAAAGCCAAGGAACGCAAGGACCUCAUCGCCUACAUCAAACAAGCCUGCUCCUAACUGGCUCCACCCCUGUGCAAUUGCCAAGAAAU
Molecule: messenger RNA, 475 nt
Organism: Branchiostoma floridae (Florida lancelet)
Lineage: Eukaryota; Metazoa; Chordata; Leptocardii; Amphioxiformes; Branchiostomatidae
Product: cytochrome c, testis-specific-like
Exons: 2
Coding region: 9-443 (144 amino acids)
Biological process (GO): mitochondrial electron transport, cytochrome c to oxygen; mitochondrial electron transport, ubiquinol to cytochrome c
Cellular component (GO): mitochondrial intermembrane space
Molecular function (GO): heme binding; electron transfer activity
Source: RefSeq, a predicted model, not a curated record